Molecule: messenger RNA, 1271 nt
Organism: Suillus clintonianus
Lineage: Eukaryota; Fungi; Basidiomycota; Agaricomycetes; Boletales; Suillaceae
Exons: 6
Coding region: 69-1034 (321 amino acids)
Biological process (GO): ubiquitin-dependent protein catabolic process; protein deubiquitination
Cellular component (GO): cytoplasm
Molecular function (GO): cysteine-type deubiquitinase activity
Source: RefSeq, a predicted model, not a curated record
ACGUGUAAAACCAAGGCCUUCGACGCGGCUUUCUUUCUGCUUUACAACCGCGUUCAAGUUGUAAAACGAUGUCGGACGAGGACUCUAGUGGCUGGCAACUUACAGAAUCUGACCCUGGGGUGUUCACAGAGUUACUGAAGAGGCUCGGAGUGCCCUAUAUCGUCGAUGACCUUUACUCACUUGAACCAGAAUCGCUGGCUGCACUACAGCCUUUACAUGCCCUAAUCUUCUUGUUCAAAUGGUUCCCUGAAUCACCAGACGACGAGCCCGGUGUGGGCGCUGGUCACUAUGAUUCAGAUUUCCCGGGAUUCUUCGCCCAUCAAACUGUGAACAAUGCUUGUGCUACGCUUGCUGUCGUCAACGCCCUGGGAAACAUUACCUCUCUCACUGCUGGACCGCAAUUCAUGGACCUCAUGAGCUUUACUACGGGCAUGGACCCGCAGACGUGUGGGAUGACUAUCACAAGCGCGGAUUGGCUUCGAGAAGCUCAUAAUGCCCUUUCGCCACCUAGUGCCAUCUCACUGGAUGGUCUAGACCUUCCAAAGAAGAGCGAAGAAGCGUACCAUUUUGUCGUAUACCUUCCGGUGCUGGGGAGUCUGUAUGAACUUGACGGGCUGAAACCUUUCCCAGUGCGGCAUGGAGAAUAUGAUGAAUCCGGUGAGGGAUGGGUUAAAAAAGCAAGGGAAGUCAUCGAGAACCGGAUACACACUUACCCGACUGGAGCACUCGAGUUCAGCUUGCUCGCGCUUCGGGAUGAUCCAAUACCUGAAAUGAGAAGACGAUUAGACGCUCUCCAGGGUUCAGCAAGGGACGCUGAAUUGAGCGAACUUAUGGAUAGAUUUUCCAAUGAAAAUUCCAAGCGCGAGCGUUGGGCAUUUGAGAACAGCUCGCGUCGCCAUAACCACAUUGGCCUUGUGCAUGCUUUGUUAUUGGCCCUAGCAAAGGCUGGAAAACUUGACUCGGCGAAAGCAGAUGCGCAGAAAGUGAUGCAAGAGCGCUUAGAGAGACAAAGAGACUCGGAGAUGCAUUCUUGAAAAUGUAUAGACAUGGAUUUAAUACGUAGUCGCAUGCAUUGAGAGCACGACACCUUUUUACCGCAGUAUCACCAUCACUUUGACUCAUGAUGAGAAUAGAGAUGCAGUGUGAAUAAUACUUACCAUUGACCUCCUCGAGUUCACGUACACAAGUUUGUUGUUCCUGACGUUUUCCUUGCGUAACUUUGUUCUUACGUCUCAGCGGUCUUUUUAAAUCGGGAAAGUCUGACAAGGGGG